AAGGUGCCCGUGAGAAACACCUGAAGAAGCAGAAAGUGAAGCCCAACUCCUCAGACUCCUCUGAGACCAACGGGCCCAACUCCUCAUCAGGCGGUGGGCACGGUUCGGGCACAGCGGCGGCAUCAGUCUCGCUCUCCGCCAGCCAGGACCAGCGCUCGCACCAACGGGAGAAGCUGGAGCGCUUCAAGAGGAUGUGCCAGCUGCUGGAGCGGGUGCGGGACUCCAGCUCCUCCUCCUCCUCCAGCUCAGAGUCGGACUCGGAGUCAGACUCGGACUCUCCAUCGCCCAUUGCCGCCUCUGAGCCAUCCUCUCCGGCCUAUGGGGGCAGCGCCCGCGAGCGGAACCGGCGACUGGCAGAGCUGGGCUUUAGUGCCAGUGAGGAAUCUGAGGGCGAGAGUGUGGCGGAGGUGGAGGCGGAGGGUGUGGAGGAUCCGCAGCGCCGCAGGGCAGAAGGUGCCCGAGUGCGCAGGGCAGCACUGGAGCCUGAGCCAGAGGAGGAGGAAGAGGGUUUGGGGGAUCGCAGAGCCACACCCGUGGCCCCACCCUCACCGCCGCCAAACACCCAGACUCCUCCCUUCACACACACUCACUCCACGAGCACGGACAGCCUGCCCUCCUCCAAGCGCACUAAUGGGCAGGACGCCCGCAACGGCCGCACGCGGGUGGGCAGGGAGCAGCAGGAGAAGGAGAACGCGCACAGCAGUGCUGCGCCUAACCACCGCCACCUGAAGCCUGCCCGCGGCAGCAAGAUGCGUGGCGGAGGCCGGCAGGGGCAGAGCGUGGCGUCCGGGAAGAGCAGCAGUGCGGCGGUGGGUUCUGGCACCGCCAACGGCAGCACCGGCUCCACCAACCUGGCGGGAGCAUCUCUGGUCUCGCACCGCUCGCAACAGCCGCGAGUGGUGCCGCCGCGCUCACAGCUGGUGAAGCGCACCACUGUACCCGUACCCUCGCCCCCGCGCCCGCUGCAGAUGGAGCGGCACCUGGUGCGCCCACCGCCCGCCUGUCCUGAGCCUCACUGCCUGCCGCUGGACAGUGGCGCCACACACGUGCUGCCCAGAGAUGUCUGGCUCCGAGUCUUCCAGCACCUCAACCAGCGGCAGCUCUGCGUCUGCAUGCGUGUGUGUCGCACCUGGAGCCGAUGGUGUUGUGAUAAGCGGUUAUGGACUCGGAUCGACCUGAGCCGCCAGCGCUCCAUCACUCCUCCAAUGCUCAGCAGCAUCAUCCGCCGGCAGCCCGUCGCCCUCAACCUGGGCUUCACCAACAUCUCCAAGAAGCAGCUGAUGUGGCUGAUCAACCGCCUGCAAGGUCUGCUGGAGCUGAAUCUGUCGGGCUGCUCCUGGUCUUCAGUGUCUGCUCUCUGUCAGUCUGUGUGUCCGUGUCUGCGGCUCCUGGACCUCAGCCGCGUCGAGGACCUCAAAGACUCCCACCUGAAGGAGCUGCUGGCCCCGCCCUCCAAUGACACACGCUCAGCUCACGGGGAGAACCGCGGCGGGCGUUUCCAGAACGUGACGGAGCUGCGUCUGUCUGGGCUGGAGGUGAGCGACGGCGUGUCGCGGCUGCUGGUCCGCUAUCUGCCUCAUCUGACCAAGCUGGACCUCAGUCAGUGCAGCCAGAUCACAGACCAGACCAUACACACCCUGACCUCCGCCCUGUCCCCACUGCGCGAGAGCCUCACACACGUCAACCUGGCCGGCUGUGUGAAGGUGACGGAUCAGUGUGUGCCGCUGCUGCGCCGCUGUGCCUCUCUGCAGACGCUGGACCUGCGCUCCUGCCUCCUCCUCGGACCCGACGCCAGCCAGCUGCACAGCUUCCCUGCGGCUCCAGAACAGCUGAACACACUACAGACUCACACACACCUGUAAAUCUCACACACACACACACACACACACUCUCUGCUGUUCUUAAUCUCUAUUUCUGGAUCCAGCAUUCGUGACUGGAGCAGUGGCUCCUCAUAGGUAUGGCGUACAGUACAGAUGUGUACAGAUGUGUGUGUCGUGUGCUGUAAAUCUGAGCAGAGAGACGCUCCGCAGAACCGCACUUGUGUUGCAGAUUCAGAACCGGCCCGUAAUGGACCAGAGAGAGACGUCACUGAUGCCUUCAGGACCACUUAAUAACACUGGCCAGAACCAGAGGCACUGCGGGACCAGUUCAGGAGAACAUCCACGGUCCUGAGACGAGGCCUGAUUUCUGUGUGUGUGUGUGUGUGUGUGUGUGUGUGUGUGUGUGUGUGUGUGCCCAUGAAUGUGUGCAGCCAUUUAUGUAUGUGUGUGCGUGCAUGUGUCUGUGCCCAUGAAUGUGUGUGUGUGUGUGUGUGUGUGUGUGUGUGAGAUCAGUGUUAAUGUAUGAGUAUGUUGCUGCGCUCAGUGUUUCUUCUCUUCUCGGUGUUCGUGCCACACUCGCUGUUGGCUGUCGUGCCACACACACACUCUCUCACACACACACACACACACACACACACACACAGAGACAGCCGCUCUGUCCGUCCCUCUUCAUUCCUGCUGUCCUUCAGUGAUGCUGAAUCUGAUAUUCUGUCACUCGGUAUACUGGAGAUUCACACACCGGUGAUCAUUAAAGCUGCUCUAAACACACACACACACACACACACACACACACACACAUAUACAGUAUACAGUGUCCCUCUGCUCCUCCAGAAUGCGCUCUCGGUGGUCUCGCACUCCUCCAGUAUUGUUGCUCCAGCACAUGCGGGUCUGACCAGUGGCCUCCACAGGGGUUUCAGUUGUUGUUGUUGUUGUUGUUGUUGUUGUUGUUGUUUUUAUAUCUGAUGUUCAGUGCCGUUCGCAUUUAAAGGUGUUUGUGCACAUCUGGGGAAGAGUCGCAGUGGGUUAGUCACAUAUCAAACACUGAGGUGUGGAGCGUCAGCCGGAGUGUUCCUGCGCGCACACACACACACACACACACACACACACACACACACACACACACACACACACACACACACACACACACACACACAGUGCAGAUGAGGUUCAUCACGGCGCCUCCUCCAUCACCAUGUAUGAACCAAACAGUCACCCUAACUCAGUCAUCAUCCUAUAAUAUCUUGCCAAAAUCUCCUGUUUUGGGCGUUCAUAUAUAGUUAAAUAUAUAUCUCUAUAUCUCUUCCUCUGCAUUGAUCCAAGUGACAGAAUCUGUGAAGCAGUGCGCAAAACAAAACAAGGCAGCUACUAUAAGAGUGACUACUGUAAAUGUCUAAUCAAAUAAAGACAAUGAGUUUGUUUUUAA
Danio aesculapii is the source of this 3243-nucleotide messenger RNA. RefSeq lists its product as uncharacterized. NCBI's taxonomy places the organism in Eukaryota, Metazoa, Chordata, Actinopteri, Cypriniformes, Danionidae. The record is from RefSeq and is a predicted model, not a curated record. Gene Ontology annotation, biological process: protein demethylation; regulation of transcription by RNA polymerase II. Bases 192 to 1862 code for a protein of 556 amino acids. Gene Ontology annotation, molecular function: protein binding; transcription coregulator activity; histone demethylase activity. The transcript is spliced from 6 exons.